AUGGUAGCAAAAGAUAGGGUAAGGCUAUUGCAUUAUCCAUGCUUAAGGUCAAUAGGCUCUUUCGUGAUAGAGUGUGAUGAACGAAUCCAGAAGAUUCAGACAGUCAAAGUGAUGGAAGGAAUCCUAAUAUGCGCCGCACCUCAUUGUCUCAAGUCAUUCUUUAAGAAAGCUGAGUUUGAAUCUCAUAUCCACGAGAACCACGCCAAUCUUGUUCGUUCCAAUGCAGAUAAAGAAGAUGGAAAUGAGUCAGAGGCACAAAGUGUCAGGCAACCUGCGGCCUCAGAUUCCACAGCUCGAGGCCCCCAAAGGCAAGUCUUUUCUCCGGGUUCAAAUUCUCAACCACACGAUCUGGAAGAUAGAACUCGUCGGCAGCCAGCAAGAGAUCAAGCUCCUUCAAGACCAACAAUGCAGCAAAAGCCACCAUUUUUUGGCCAACAACAACAUCACCCUUCAGAUACAAUGUCUGGUUCUAUCGGAGGUAUGCAACAGGGCUUUCAUCAACAAAGUUUUGACAUGCAGCAACAGCAUCCCCCACAAGAACCUUCUCAGUUUACCGACAUACCACAAUCAGUUGGUCCAGAUAACUCAUUUCCCGAGUAUCCAACAAUGCACCCUGGACAAUCCGCUAAUAUCCCCUCACACUCAAACCCAAUGCUGAACCCUCCUUUGCCAUUCGGUUAUCCCUCUUACCCUCCUCAAGACCGAGCUCAACCAUUUUAUGCUGCUCCCUAUGAUAUGCCUAGGCAGGACUCAGCUUCUGAUAUGGGUGGAGACUCAAAUUCAUUAGUGGGUUUCUCACAAGGUGGCCCAAAUUUUCAAGGAAAUUAUUCCCAGCAAUGGAAUGCAGCAGGUGGUCCAUUUGAACAAGCACAGGGUGGUGGUGUGGUUGUGGAUCCAAGGGAUACCAAAGGAAUAUUGGCACCACCACAGCCCAUGCACCUCCCACCACCACCGCCGCCGCCAGCCCACAUGUUGAAACAUAAUAACUAUGCUGUUGAGCACGGACAAGAUGGUCAGGGUUAUGGUUGGCAGCAUGAUAGUCGUGACAGCUUUAGCGGUCAAGGCUAA
Messenger RNA from Vicia faba (fava bean), 1068 nucleotides. The record is from the annotation of a GenBank genome assembly. Lineage: Eukaryota; Viridiplantae; Streptophyta; Magnoliopsida; Fabales; Fabaceae.